GCGGGGCCGCGGCGCGCCCGAAUCACUCCAAAACAAGUGGUGCUGGCGGGAUGCUGCUCUCCCUACUCUUCCCUCGGCUGAGCCAGCCCCUCCGGAGCCUUGUCCGGGACCUGUCUUGCUCCAGAUGGGGGUGGAAGAGGGCUGGCUGUCCCCACAGGGGUCUGCAAACAACCUGGGCCACCUGCAGCAGUGACAUCACACCUGUUUUCACCAGGGCUUUGGCUUUUGGUGACAAAAUCGCCAUCGUUGACCAAAAUGGGGAGCACACAUACAGGGACCUGCUCAGCCAGAGCCUGCAUUUAUCCCAGGAGAUCUGUAGAGUUCUGGAGUGCUCCAGCAGGGACUUGAAGGAAGAAAGGAUCUCAUUUUUGUGUCCCAAUGAUGCCUCGUACGUGGUGGCCCAGUGGGCCUCGUGGAUGAGCGGGGGCAUAGCAGUGCCCCUGUACAGGAAACACCCCGUGCCGGAGCUGGAGUACGUGAUCCAGGAUUCCCAGAGCUCUCUGGUCAUUGCAGCCGAGGAAUACGUGGGGAAAAUAGCCCCUAGUGCCAAGAAACUGGGAAUCCCAAUGCUGCCGCUUCCCAAGUCCCGUAGCGAUGGAUCCACAGGCCAUGCAGCUGUGGAAGAGGGUCCCUUGACAACCUGCUCCUCGUGGAAAGACAGAGGAGCCAUGAUCAUCUACACCAGCGGGACAACGGGGCGGCCCAAGGGUGUCCUCAGCACCCAUGAGAAUGUGCAGGCUGUGACCACAGGGCUGGUUGAAAAAUGGGAGUGGAAGAAGGAGGAUGUCAUUCUGCACGUGCUGCCUUUGCAUCAUGUCCACGGGGUGAUCAAUAAGCUCCUGUGUCCUCUGUGGGUGGGAGCGACGUGCAUCAUGUUCCCGGAAUUCAGCGCACAGAUGGUUUGGAAGAAGCUGCUGAGCUCCGAAUCUCCCCGUGUCAGUGUCUUCAUGGCAGUGCCCACCAUCUAUGCCAAGUUGAUGGAGUAUUACGACGAGCAUUUCUCCCAGCCACAAGUCCAGGAUUUUGUGCGGGCCUUUUGCCAGGAGAACAUCAGGUUAAUGGUGUCAGGCUCAGCAGCUCUGCCCGUGCCUGUCCUGGAGAAGUGGAAGAGCAUCACUGGGCACACCUUGCUGGAGAGGUACGGGAUGACUGAGAUUGGGAUGGCACUUUCUAACCCUUUGCAUGGAGUCCGUGUCCCAGGUUCCGUGGGCACCCCGCUCCCGGGGGUGGAAGUGCGCAUUGCCACCGAGACCUUGAAGAACGGGGCUCGUUCCUACACCGUCCAUGCUCAGGGGGAUGAGAACAGCACACAGGUGACACCAGGUCUGGAGGGACAAGAAGGGGAGCUGCUCGUGAAAGGACCCACUGUCUUCCGGGAAUACUGGAACAGACCCAAAGAAACUGCAGAUGCCUUCACGCCUGACGGCUGGUUCAGAACAGAGCUGCUUAGAUCAAAGUCCCCUCCAGCCAUUUCCAGGGAGACUGCUGGGUUUCCACCUGCUGUCAUACAUCCAAGUGGCACCGAGCCCUCGGAGACCGAGACGAGCCCAAAGGAAAGAUGCCUCUGGCCGUCUGUCUCAUGUCCCUGCUGGACCCUCCCAGCUGUGCUGGCCCUGCCAGGAGACACAGCAGUGUACAAGGACGGCGUGUACUGGAUCAGGGGCCGCACCUCGGUGGACAUCAUCAAAAAUGGAGGGUUCAAAAUCAGCGCCCUGGAGGUGGAGCGUCACCUGCUCGCACACCCCUACAUCACAGACGUGGCUGUGAUCGGGCCCCCGGACAUGGUGUGGGGGCAGCGGGUCAGUGCUGUCGUGCAGCUGCGCAAGGGAGAGAUGCUCUCAGUGAAGGACCUGAAGGACUGGGCCAGGACACCUCAGCCUGUGCUGGUCCCAGAUGGCUGUAAUGGACUGUUCCAGGGAGACCAUGGCUCCAUACACCAUCCCAACGGAGCUGAUCGUGGUGGAGGAGAUCCCACGAAACCAGAUGGGGAAAGUGAACAAGAAGGAGCUUCUGCAGCGCUUCUACCCAGCCUGAUUCCUGGCCCUGGGGUCAGGGCUGGGACCCCCAGGGGUGCUUGGCCUUGAUCCACGUCUGUUCUGCCUUCAAAGAGGUGCCGCAGGGAUCAGCAGUAGCAGAUCUGGGCUCACUGCAGCCUGGUCCAUGAAUAAUAUCCAAUAAAAGUAGGAUUUAUUUAUCCCACCUGGCCGAGCUGAGCCAGAGCUGCAGAGUUAGGUUUUCCUUGUGUGAGAACCCUUUGCAGGAAUCACAGAAUCAUGGAAUAGUUUUGGUGGGAAGGGACCUUAAAGUUUACCUCGCUCCAACCCCCUGCCAUGGGCAGGGGCACCUUCCACUGGACCAGGUUGCUCCAAGCCUCAUCCAACUUGGCCUUAGACACUUCCAGGGAUGGGGCAGCCACAGCUUCUCUGGGCAACCUGUGCCAGGGCCUCAUCACCCUCAUAGGGAAGAAUUUCCCAGCACAAAUGAAGAAUAAAUACAAAAUCACACAUAGA
Myiozetetes cayanensis is the source of this 2510-nucleotide messenger RNA. RefSeq names its product acyl-CoA synthetase family member 3 (gene ACSF3). The coding region runs from base 51 to 2084 and encodes 677 amino acids. Gene Ontology annotation, molecular function: medium-chain fatty acid-CoA ligase activity. Gene Ontology annotation, biological process: fatty acid metabolic process. NCBI's taxonomy places the organism in Eukaryota, Metazoa, Chordata, Aves, Passeriformes, Tyrannidae. The transcript has 11 exons. The record is from RefSeq and is a predicted model, not a curated record.